AAAAUGAUUUUAAGAUGCUUCCUUGAAGUAUUUCAAAAAUCUUAGCCAAACUGUCAGCUCUUUCCCUCCCCCUUUCUCCAGCUACCAUGACCUCCACUGCCACCGCCGUUCUCUUCCCCACCCCACCAUUUUUCACCCCAAAAUACUCCUCGUCCCUCCUCCUCACCCGCUCCAUCCUUCCCUUCCCUUCCCUCAAGCCCAAACCCCUUCACUUCCCGUUAACCCCCACCCUAAAACCCUCAUUCCUCGUCCGAGUCGACGACGGCGACGGCGACGCCGAUCCGGGAGGACCCAGCGACUACGACGCGGACGAAGAAGAAGUCGAACUCGACAACACGAAAGACUUUGAAGUCGAAUACGACCCUUUAGAGGCCGCCUCUGUUGCUACCGCUUCCGCUACUACUGUUGACGUGGACAUUGCCAUUAUUGAGAGUAAGAGCUUUGUGUCGACUCAAGGAUGGGACUCGGAUAUGGUGGUGGAUUAUAGGAUAAACGAGGAGGAGUUUCAUAAGAUCAGCUUAUUGGAUUGUGACUUUUUUAUUCGGAAGCCACCCGACCCGGAUAAUGAUGUCUAUGAUUUCAGGGAGAUGUAUGUUACUCCACCGGAUACGGAUGUGUAUUCCAUUCCCAAGGUUCUGGCUCCAAUGCCUCAAAAGUACAUCCGCUGUGCAAUGAGUGAUUAUGGCUGCUACAAUGUUACGGAACCACCCAUUGAUGCGCCUCGAGAUCCACUUUAUAAAUCUGAGAAAGAGAUCAUGAAGGUUUUUUUGACAAAACAUUACAGGAACCGAAGGUUGAGUGACCCAGAAUUUGUGCUAGACUUUGAGGAGAUAUAUGUGAUUGAUUCAAAGACCAAGUCAAUUACAAGAGCAAAAGUUUUGGUCACAGUUCCAGGAGGAAGAAACCGGGAUAGAAAGAGUGACCUGCUUGUUAUACGUGAUAACGGAAACUCCUUCAAAAUUAUUCAUGCGAGUGAAAGAGACGAUCCAACAACUGUAAUAGAAAGGGAAGAGUGGGCCAAGAGCAGGCAAGACAUGGAAAGACAUCUCAGAAAGCUACGGGACUUCAACAUUUCAAAUUGGUUCUAAUCCAGUAACAUAAUUUAGAGGUUGCUUCAAGAAGAGAAUCAUGCAACAAGUCCAGAUUAUGUGGAUGUGUCAGUGUGAUAGGAAAUCGAAGUUUGAACUUGCAAAAAAAAAAAAAAAAUUGAGAGCAAAAAAUGACUUCCUUCACCAGUAGUUCCCUGCUGAAGCUGAAAUACCGGAUGUUCUUGGGGCACCUGCCCUGUUUUAUUUUGUUGUAUGUUGUUGUAGUUAGGAGAACUUGUAAUUAUUGUUCUUGGUGCUCUUUUGAUUUUUCCGGAUUCUACACGAGCUUGCCAACUUAA
Messenger RNA from Durio zibethinus, 1387 nucleotides. RefSeq names its product plastid transcriptionally active 6 (gene PTAC6). Gene Ontology annotation, cellular component: plastid-encoded plastid RNA polymerase complex. The record is from RefSeq and is a predicted model, not a curated record. Lineage: Eukaryota; Viridiplantae; Streptophyta; Magnoliopsida; Malvales; Malvaceae.